UUCGGGGCGUGUCGUUUUCAAGAAUAAAACCUGACGGCUCAAGCUGAAAUUUGUCUGCGAGGCUUCUGAACACAGCUGACACUAUGGCUCUUUCCACGGCAAACACCAGUUUCGCCCUGAAUCUUUUUAAAUCCCUGGGUGACAACGAUCGCUGCACCAAUGUCUUCUUCUCUCCUCUGAGCAUCUCUUCAGCUCUGGCUAUGGUCCUCCUUGGAGCUCGAGGCAACACGGCCACACAGAUGUCAGAGGUCCUCUCCUUCAAAAAGGCAGAGAAGCCGCCGCAGGCUCAACCAAUGCCCAUGCAGAUGCAGAUGCAGAUGACCCAACAGCACCAACAUUUACUGCCACCACAUCUGAGAAAGGGGUGCCUCAAAACUAAGGAGCUCUCAGAUGACGUGCACUCCAGUUUUAGCACUCUUCUGCAGGAGUUUCACAAACCCGACGCGCCCUAUGCCCUCAGUGUCGCCAACAGACUGUAUGGAGAGGAGACAUACCAGUUUGUUGAGAAUUUUCUGGAAGAAACCAGAAAGUACUACAAUGCAGAGCUGCAGACUGUGGAUUUUCAGAGUAAAUCUGAGGAGGCUAGAGUCACCAUUAACACCUGGGUGGAGCAGCAGACACAAGGUAAAAUUAAGGAUGUGCUAGCCAAAGGUGUGGUGGAUAGUUUGACAAAACUCGUGCUCGUCAACGCCAUUUACUUCAAAGGAAACUGGAACAAACAGUUUAGCGAGAGCUCUACUCGUGACUCUCAGUUCAGGAUAAACAUGAAUGAAACAAAACCAGUGAAGAUGAUGCACCAAAAGUCAAAGUUCCCCCUCACGUUCAUCGGUGAGAUCAACUGUCAGAUUAUUGAGUUGCCUUAUGAAGAAAAGGUGCUCAGCAUGCUCAUCUUUUUGCCCAGCAGCAUUGAGGAUGGUCUGGAGAAGCUUGAGCAGCAGCUGACCUAUGAGAACUUUGUGGAGUGGACCCGUCCUGACAUGAUGGAUGAGGUGGAGGUGCAGUUGGGACUCCCUCGAUUCAAGAUGGAAGAGACAUAUGACCUGAAAAACGUCCUGACCAGUAUGGGCAUGGUGGACGCAUUUGACAUGGGCAGAAGUAAUUUCUCUGGUAUGUCUCCAGGCAAUGACCUGUUUCUGUCUAAGGUGGUCCACAAAGCGUUUGUGGAGGUGAAUGAGGAGGGCACUGAGGCUGCUGCUGCCACUGCUGCCAUCAUGAUGCUGCGCUGUGCCCCUAUGUCCCCCCGAUUCAUCGCAGACCAUCCCUUCAUGUUCUUCAUCAGACACAAUACCACCAAAACCAUCCUGUUUGCUGGAAGAUACUGUUCUCCUGAGUAACCUGUUGGUAAUCACAAAAAACAAAGAAAGGGAAGCUAGUUUAUUAUCUGUAACUGUGCAACAGUGCUACUGCUUUAGACUAUAUGUCACCAGCCUGCAGCAAGUAUUUUCACCAAAAUGCCUUUUAACACCUAAAAUAGUUUCAUAUUCUUGUGACUUUUGUCGUAGCUUUUAGGUUACCACAAGAUGGCUGCCUUACGAUGCUAGACAAACCACAAAUUUUCACAUAUGCAACAACAAAAUAUCAAUUAAGAGAAAAUAAACAUGUAUUUGAAACCAGUUGAACACAAGGAGAAAAAGAUGGCAAGAGCCAUUCUUUUUUAUGUCUUUAAAAUAUAAAAAUGUACUUCAAAUGAAAUGUUAAAAAGUACUGUUCUUGUCUCUAAACUGUUUACACAGUUUACCUGAAUGUAUCACUGAAAUGUUGAAGGUGUUUGCAUUGUAAGAUCUAAUGCUGAAUCUUAUCUGUUAGCUCAAAUGUAUGGCUCCACUGACUAUCCUUCACACCUUUACUAAACAACAGCCCUCUUUAUCUUAUAGGUUUCACCCUCUCAAAGUAUUCACCUAUAAUGCCUUGUAAUGUAUAUUAUCAUGUGCACUUUACUUGUAUGCAUACUGACACACGUUUGUUCACUUAUAGAGGAUUUUAAGUGUGAAAUGUGCAAUAAUAUUAAAGAACUGCACUGCCUGGCAUCUA
This is a messenger RNA of Periophthalmus magnuspinnatus, 2031 nucleotides long. Its product is annotated as leukocyte elastase inhibitor-like. NCBI's taxonomy places the organism in Eukaryota, Metazoa, Chordata, Actinopteri, Gobiiformes, Gobiidae. The coding region runs from base 84 to 1334 and encodes 416 amino acids. Gene Ontology annotation, biological process: negative regulation of endopeptidase activity. The record is from RefSeq and is a predicted model, not a curated record. Gene Ontology annotation, molecular function: serine-type endopeptidase inhibitor activity. The transcript has 10 exons.